Messenger RNA from Penicillium vulpinum, 1296 nucleotides. RefSeq names its product OTU family ubiquitin thioesterase. The record is from RefSeq and is a predicted model, not a curated record. Bases 1 to 1296 code for a protein of 431 amino acids. Gene Ontology annotation, biological process: protein K48-linked deubiquitination. NCBI's taxonomy places the organism in Eukaryota, Fungi, Ascomycota, Eurotiomycetes, Eurotiales, Aspergillaceae. The transcript is spliced from 7 exons. Gene Ontology annotation, cellular component: nucleus. Gene Ontology annotation, molecular function: cysteine-type deubiquitinase activity; ubiquitin binding.
AUGAAUGCCCUCUCAGCAGACGAGAUGGAGCGCUUCCAGAAGCUUUCCAACAACUACCAACCAGAAGUCCAGGGGCCCCUCGUCUCAGUUAAACAGUCUAGCCACAGCAUCGCGUUGGAUUACUCAAAUGCAGAUCCUACGCUAGCUACAAAGACAAAUGCACUUGCUAUCACCCAUCCUGAAUGCCGUAUCAUGAAAGGCGAUGGGAAUUGUGGUUGGAGAGCUGUGGCAUUUGGUUAUUUCGAGACCCUCUUCGCCCUCCGAGACCCGCUCCGCAUCGAGACGGAGAUUCAGAGAAUGAAAUCUCUUACUUCGCUUUUGGAUCGGGUCGGUCUGUCAGAUUCCAUCUACGAGAUCUUUGUCGAUGCCACAGAAGAAGUCCUCAACCGAACCCAUGCUGCUAUCCAAAAUGGAGCUCAAGACGAGUCUUUCCUUGUUGAGGCAUUUAAUGAGGGUUACUCCUCUGAUGCUAUCAUCACCCACUUCCGAAUUUUGACCAGCGCCUGGAUGAAGCUCAACGCACACCGGUACCAGGCUUUCCUUCCUAUGCCACUGGACCAGUACUGCAGCUCGCGGAUAGACCCGGUGAAGACCGAAAUCGACGAAGUUGGUCUCCAGGCAUUAAUCGACGGUGUAAUCGAAGGCUCCGGCUUUGGUGUUGAAAUUCUUUACCUCGACCGAAGUGAAGGCGAGGUUGUGACACCCCACCUACUGUCUUCAAAUCGUCCCGUUGGUGCCACAAUUCGCCUCUUGUACCGACCAGGCCACUAUGAUCUCCUUUACCCAGUCGAAACUACUUUGGCCAUGGCACCUAUAGUUAACCUCCAAUACGGAAUGACGUCCGACUACACUCCCUGGGACCAAGCUGCUCUCGGAUUCGACGUUAAUUCAAGCCUAAUGGCAAUCCCCAAUCUGAUGCAGGACACAUCCUUCGGUAUGGGCGCUCCCAUGUCUCCAAUGCCCUCUGUCUCGCCAACUCCCGCCAGUCCAUUCCGCAUGUCCCCGCAACAAGAAAUGUACCAAUCGCCUAUGCCAACACAUGCCCCCAUUCCCCCGAUUCCUGUUUCUCCCCCUCCACAAAUCGCGCCACCAUCCGCUGCCCCGCCACCGAUGACUUCGCUGCCUAGUCGAACAUCAGACGGGCCGCAGAUUCGCCUGAAUCCAUUAGUCAUGAAACCAAAUCUCAGUCGCUCGUUACCAGUCACCACCCCUUUCAAAAAUUCCCCAUAUAACCAAGCCCAUUUCCAGAAUUCCGACUUCGAACCCAUCCAUUGGGAACCGCACGAACGGCGAUAA